AAAAACAUGUCUUUCGUAAUUCGGCUGAUUCGUAAACAAAAUUUGAUAAGAUGCACAUCUCGAAAAUUUGUCUGAUGCCAUUUCUGACACCCAAAAAGUGCAAUUUCUUACGAAAUAUUCCAGUUCUAACCCCAAAACGCUCUCUUUCCGUCCAAGAGAAAGUAUCCGCGGACAAUUACAAAGAAAGAAAAUACACAUGGAUCAACCCGCGGAGAUGGUACAUUCCUUUCGGAAUUGGAUUUUCAUUUUUUUCUAUCUACGCCUGGCGACAAUUCCAACGAAAACCGGAAGAAAAAGCCAUAGCUCGUGACAUAGUUAUCGAGUGUUACUGCCACUUGCCUCUGCGAAUUACAAGCCGUGUUUGGGGUUGGAUUGCCAGUGUCGAAUUACCCAAUAAAUUGAGACCCACUCUCUACAAAUUCUACGCAAAAACUUUUGGUGCAAAUCUGGAAGAAAUUGACCUUGACCUCUCGAGUUUUCCAUCCUUGGUCGACUUUUUCGUGCGACCUUUGAAGAAAGACGCGAGACCCAUCGCGGAAAAUACAAACAUUGUUUCUCCGUCCGAUGGGACUAUUUUGCACAUCGGACCCGUGACGAAUUGUUUUGUGGAACAAGUGAAAGGUGUGACUUAUGAUUUGAGACAUUUUCUCGGUGACAGAAUCGAUGUGAAUUCGAGUGACGAUACAAAAGCCAAAAGUGAUUACAUUUCGUCCCUGCUGAAAAAUCCCGACAAUCAACUUUAUCAGUUCAGUGUUUAUCUCGCUCCCGGUGAUUAUCAUCGCUUCCACAGUCCCACUGAUUGGAAAAUUAAUCUCCGGAGACAUUUUCAAGGAAAACUGUUGAGUGUGAAUCCGAAAAUUUCGAGUUGGGUGCCUGAUUUGUUUUCGUUGAAUGAACGGGCGAUUUAUAUUGGUGAGUGGAGUGCGGGAUUUAUGGCUUAUGCUGUUGUUGGUGCGACAAAUGUGGGGUCUAUUAGAGUGUUUCGUGACGAACAUUUAAUUACGAAUGGAAAAAAGUGGCCCAAGGGGAAAAAUUGUGAGGAGAAAAAGUUUCAGGAUCUUGGGAUUAAAAAGGGAGAAUUAUUUGGGGAAUUUAGAAUGGGAUCGACGAUUGUUUUGCUUUUUGAGGCUCCGAAGGAUUUUAGAUUUUGUUUAAAGGAUGGAGGAAUAAUCAAAGUUGGAGAAGGACUUGCUGACUGUUUUAUAGAAAAGUAAACAUUCGCAAAUGUGCCUAAAAAUCGGGGCUUGAUGAUAGGAUGCUCCAAAAAAUUUUCUCUUUAAUUUUCAGGAAUUUCGACCUCUUUAUUCGAAUCCGCAAGAAAUAAAUGCCUUUUUUUAAAAAUGAUACUUGGAGGUUAAUUAAAAGUUCAUUUAUUACAUAUUAUAUUAUUUUUUAUAUAAUAAUAGAGAUAAAUAAUUAUAUUUUAAAUAUCACCUAGAUAAGUCUAUUUUAUGGGAUCCCAAAAAAAUCCCAAAGUGACAAUUUGCGAGUUUUUUCCGUUAAUUAUGAUUUUUUUGCGGUUUUUU
Messenger RNA from Belonocnema kinseyi, 1526 nucleotides. It is a transcript of the gene Pisd, whose product is annotated as phosphatidylserine decarboxylase proenzyme, mitochondrial. Gene Ontology annotation, molecular function: phosphatidylserine decarboxylase activity. The record is from RefSeq and is a predicted model, not a curated record. The transcript has a single exon. Gene Ontology annotation, biological process: phosphatidylethanolamine biosynthetic process. Gene Ontology annotation, cellular component: mitochondrion. The coding region runs from base 51 to 1214 and encodes 387 amino acids. Lineage: Eukaryota; Metazoa; Arthropoda; Insecta; Hymenoptera; Cynipidae.